AUGGCGGGAGCCGGGUCUGCCGCUACGAUAGAUUCGUCAUUGUGUAAUAUCAUAUGCUUUAUUGUAGGGGUGUUGUCGAAUAAGACAUCUUUCGAUGGGGAUAGCAAGGUAGGACACAAAACUAUAAAGAUUGACUGGACAAAGCAGCCAGUGUUUUGGCCAAAGGAUAUUCCUUAUAAAAAUCCAAAUACCAAUUUGACAACUCCAGAAAAAUGGUCCAUGCUUUUUGCAGCUCUCGCAUGCCUUAUGAAAGAAGAUAUAGACAAACUCUUGACCAAAUGGGACCAUUUUGUUUUGUGUGUUGAACUAAUGGCAUUAGAGAGUAGCUGCUUAGAGAUCAUGGAUGAAUGUCAUUUUCUUCGAAUAUUUAGAAAACAAGAUGCGAGUCAUUUAAAAAAAAAGUGGGUGAGGGAAAUUUAUUCAUAUCACCUCAAUUCAUUUGGACUAUCGCUAACUGAUGUAUCGGCUGAUCAGAAGCACACCUAUUUCAGCAGUUUUUUUGAUGACCUGGAACAGGAAUGUAACAAUGGAAAACGUCCAACUUUCUUACAAAAGCUAAAAACAUUCAAUUCCAUGAAGUCACUUAAAGCAGAUUCCGCAUUGUGCAUUGCAAAGGAAUGUUUACAGCAUGUUUCAAAGCGAGCGAAGAAUUCGUCUAAGGGACAUAAUCCAAGUAGUCGUAAGAGGCAAUGUCCAAAUUCAGGACAUGCAGCGGAUACUGUAACAAGAGAGAAGAGAUCAAAGAAGCGAGAUACGACUUCUACAGCCUUAUCAAUACCUACUCUACAACAUGCAACGAUUCCAACGUCCACAUCCUCAAUACCUAGAUCACAACAUUCAAAGAUUCAACUGAUGGCGUCACCAAAAUCCACCACGCAAUACUCAACACUACAACAGACCGCGUCAACAAUACCUACUACAGAGUACUCAACGGUACAACAGACCGCGUCACCAGUACCUCCUACAGAGUACUCAACGGUACAACAGACCGCGUCACCAAUACCUACUACAGAGUACUCAACGGUACAACAGACCGCGUCACCAGUACCUACUACAGACUACUCAACACUACAACAGACCGCGUCAUCAAUACCUACUACAGAGUGCACAAUGGUACAACAGAUCGAGUCACCAGUACCUACUACAGAGUACUCAACGGUACAACAGACCGCGUCACCAGUACCUACUACAGAGUACUCAACGGUACAACAGACCGCGUCACCAAUACCUACUACAGAGUACUCAACGGUACAACAGACCGCGUCACCAAUACCUACUACAGAGUACUCAACGGUACAACAGACCGCGUCACCAGUAACUUCUACGCAAAACUCAACACUACAACAGACCGCGUCACCAAUGUCUGCUACGCGAAACUCAGCCAAAUUGAACACCAAAAUCACAAUUCCAUUGAUUUCAAAUGAUCCUCUUAUGUCCAGUUCUGGGUCACAUCAGUUCAUCCUACCGGUCGAUACAUCAGAUCGGUCUUUAUAUGAUCAGGCACGUAAUACAUUUAACAACAGUUUAUUGUCCGGCACGUGGUCACCUAGUGAGGACUACUGCGAGUUAUUUGAUGAUUUAUUCACAGUACCAGAUUUUUCAUAAUUUUUCAAGUGAAAUAAAUGUAUUCCUACUUUGCUAUUCCCAAUCGAUGUGAAAGGAGAUUUUGACUCAAACUGCGGCCUUGUGUAAACUGACUUCCGAGAAGCUUUUGCCAUGGGCGCCAAAAUAUAAAUGAUACUUCUCGUAA
Molecule: messenger RNA, 1750 nt
Organism: Ylistrum balloti
Lineage: Eukaryota; Metazoa; Mollusca; Bivalvia; Pectinida; Pectinidae
Exons: 4
Coding region: 1-1605 (534 amino acids)
Source: RefSeq, a predicted model, not a curated record